AUGGUCUUGUACAAACGUAAACAGGUUACUUUUGUGCACCCGCCGCAAUUACCGCAAGACCUCUCCACGGAGGUUUAUAUUAUCCCAGAGACCAGAGAAUGGUUCUUGGAAUACGAGGAAUACCUCCAGAGGCUCGACUACUAUAAGCAUCGCAAAUUCGUGUGCGAGAUUACCGGAAAUUCCUGUCUAACAUUCUUUGAAGCGCUUGAGAGUGAAAUAAAGGAGAUCCAGGGCGUGGAAAGGGACUUUCCUGAAGCAUUAAGAGAACAUAUUCUCAGAUUCUUGCAGUUCAAUCGAAUCACUCGAUUAGAUCAGUUAGUGGACAAGGUGUAUCUGGUGUUUAAAGGUGACUACUUCCCAGGAGAGACUAUAUACAUAAAGGGGUCUAUAUCAAGUGCCACAGUGGGACAAACGAAACAGAAAGGUACUGUUAGAGAGAAAGUGCAAUACAACAAUCCGGAAGAUGGUACAUCCUCUACCAAAUAUCUUGUAGUACGGUUAAACGAUAUGCGUCAGGCAAUUGUCACUGGGGAUAAGAUUCUGCGGGAUAGAAAUCAUUUCACCAAAUGGUUGAUCAAGACAUUUAUUAAGUUGACUAUGACGAGAAGUCAUAAGGUAGGAGCUCCAUGGGUAGUUAAGGACAAGUAUGCAAAGAAAUAUAGGAUUCCUCAGGAAUACCCUGAAGACUUGAAGCACUUUGAACUGUUCACGCCAAGCGGAGAGGUUACCUGGGAAGGUGAAAAGAAGAGACAAAGAAGAGGCAAAGCAGGUAAUAAAAAUAAUGAGCUUACCAAAGAAAAUGCUGAUGGUGCUGCCGCCAAUGGAAACGACACUAAAGAAGAAUCUGGAACUGUUCCUGCAAAGAAAGGAAGAAGGAAGAAGAAGACAGAAGAAGCAGAAGGCACUGACGUGAAGAAGGGUAAGAGGAAAAGAAAAGAAGAUAAGAAGAAGGAUGCCAUUACUGAAACAGAAGCCAAAGUCGGCACUCCUCCUGUCGUUCCUAAGAAAAAGGUUUUGAGUUUUCCAGUGCAUUAUGUCCCAGACAAUUUAUUGAAGAAGGAAAUAAUUCCCCCUGUUACUUCGGGUGUGAAUUCUGGUACACCAGUCGCUGCAGAUACUACCACUUCUGGAUCUGUACCAAUAUCCACACUUCAACCAACGCAAAAGACUAUUAUAGACGAUCUUGAACUCAAGUUUGAUCUUCAAAGACUGAGACCACUUCCUCUUCAAUACACACCGCCGGAUAAUUCCAAUUAUUGGGAUAAUGAUGACGAUGAUGAUGAAGAGGAGGAAGAUGAUGAUCAGGAGGAUGAUGCUGGGGCUCAUGAACCUCUUCCAAUUCAAAAGGCACUUGAAUGUUGGGCCUUUCUUAACAUAUAUCAUAAGGUUCUCAACCUUGAUACUUUCACAUUUGACGACUUUAUGUAUGCAAUAGGUUGGAACUAUGAUCAAUUUGAAGAGAUUGGAAGGUGCGAAUUACUAGAUGAGAUGUUUUGUGCUGUAUUAGGCGUUAUUGUGUCUAACGAGACUCCGAAAAAGGGUACUCGCAAUGAAGACGACGAUGAAGAAACAAUUCCAGGUUUAUUAAUAACUUUGCCACCUAAGAAGUUAGUUGGCAGUGCAAAGGUAAAGGAUACCGAUGAAAUGGAUGAAGAAAGGGGCUCAGAUACUGAGAAUGAGAACGAGAAUGGAGUGAAUUCUGAUAAAUCGGAAACCGAUUCGGAUAGUGAAGAUGAACCAGAAUCCAAAGAACCAAAAAAGCUUAAGACAAAAAGAGGCGACAAGAAAGUGGAGGAAGCUGAAGAAGCUGAAGAUGCAGAUGCAGAUGAAGAAGAUGAAGGUGAUGGGGACGAUGAAGCAGCAGAAGAUGAAGAUGAAAAUGCCGAGGGUGGUGAGGAUGGAGACAAUGACUUUCAUGAACAUAAUGCAUACCUAGUAAUGAAUUAUAGAAAUAUUCCUUGGUACGAAAGACUCAGAAAAAGAAACUUUAAGGAUGGUAAUUGGCAAUGUAUCAUGAUGGGGGUAUUUUCUAUAGUUGAAUAUGUCCCUGCUUUCAAACCAGUUAUUGAUAAAGUGUUCAAGUUAUUAGCUCCAACAGAUGAUGAAUCUUCUACUAGAAAUGGCGGAGUCGUCAAUCCAAGCGGUGUUCUUCGUCAAUUUUAUGAAGAAUUGAAUACUAACCUUAGAAUUCAGUGUUUAAACAUAUUAAUAAGUUUAUUAUCAGGUGGAAAAGUCGUACGUGGAUACAUUGAUGACUGCUUAGAUGUUUCUACAUCUUUGAGAAGAGAUCGGUUGGAUAAUAUAAGAGACUACAAAGUUCAGCUAGAAUUAGUCAGCCAAUACCAUACUCAAAUUCAAGCAAAACUUGAAGAGUUCAUAAAAAAGAACGAGCCAAUAAAAGAAGAGAUUGAGGAGAAGGAGAAGGAAAUUGCGGAUGAUACCAUAGAAGCUGAUGGUAAGAAAGCAAAAGGGAAGAAAAAAGCUGGAGAUGAAAAAAAUGAAAAAGAUUCUACCCCAGCUACUGCUCCUGACUCAAAAGAUUCGAGAAGCAGAUCGAAAAUCUCUUUACUGGCUGAAAUGACUCCACAAGAGGAGGAGUUGGCUUCUACUGAUAAGGAAUUUUCAUCACUUUGGGAAAAGAAGCGUAUUGAAUUAACCAAAAUCUCUGAGUUAAAGAAGGCCAAAAAGGAAAUCGAAUUGAAGCUUGUAGAGAUGGACUGUCAAAGAGUGAAAUUACUUGGCAAAGAUAGAUUUGGAAAUAGAUAUUGGUGGUUUGAAAAUAAUGGACUUCCAACUUUACACGGAAGUUCUAAUGGAGAUGAAGAUGAGGACAACAGUGGUGCCAAUGCCGCGGGUGUCAACGGAACCACUGCUACAGACGAUAUGGAUGACGAUGAAGAUGAAUUACUCGAUGAGACUUACUUGAUGGGAAAAUUAUGGAUCCAGGGUCCAUCUCAGGAGGAUGUGAGCGAGUUGUUACAUUUAGAUGACACACAAAUUGUAAAUUUGCACGAUAUUUUAGAUAAGAAACUUCCUACGGGAAAUGGUAAAGAAGAUAUUAACCGUUACAUUAAGUCAGAGAUCGAAGAGAAAGGCUGGUACGAUGAAGUGCGCAAGGAUUAUAAAGAGAUGGACUUUGCAUCAACAGUUCCCAAAUACUACAGAAGAGGAGUGGAAAAAUUGUAUGGAAUUACAUACCUCAAGAAACAGAUUGUUAAGCAAAAUACCGAUGAAAUAAUUGUUGACCAUUUCGGACUGCUUCCCCCAAAAUCUAACUGGCAGAGUUUAACUCCUAUGCAACGAAAAUUGAUUGAAGAAGCCUCUGAUCCACUUAUUAGUCUGUCAGAUUGGAGGUAUUACGAUAAGCGCGAGGAUAUUGAAAAGCUAUUGCAGUGGAUCAAUCCAUGGGGCUCUAGAGAGUCACAAUUAAGGAAAGAACUUUUAGUAGUAAAGGAUGCCAUUUGUCAGAGUAUGGAUGGUAGAAGAAAAGCUUUAUGGUUGGACAAGAUCCCAGACAAUGAACUGGAGAUUGAGAAACAAUUGGAAGAAGUGACUGAAAAAAUAAAGCAAAAAGUGAGUAACACACAAACUGAGCCUGAAAUUGAAGCAUCUGAUGUGCCAUCUGAUACUUCAGAAAAUCUGGUCGAGAUAUUACCUCGUGGAAAAAGAAGAGCUGCCGCUAUGGCGGCUGUUAGUUCAAUGUCCACUAGUAAACGCCAGAGGAAAGAUACCAGCCAUGGUCCUCCUGAUACUAUUGCCAAUGGUACCGUGGAAGAAUUGAGAAAGCUCCAAGAGGAUUUACGUGAGAAAUUGAGCGAGAAGAAGAAGGAAAAGGAACUCUCGAGGAUCUUGGAAUGGGUUAACUUGGGAGCAAGAGAAGCAUUUGACAAAAGUUUAUAUGAAGGUGGAGAUAAACAAAAAACUAAGAAGAGGAAGAAGUAG
This is a messenger RNA of Dujonia railenensis, 3942 nucleotides long. NCBI's taxonomy places the organism in Eukaryota, Fungi, Ascomycota, Pichiomycetes, Serinales, Debaryomycetaceae. The record is from the annotation of a GenBank genome assembly.